Amoebophrya sp. A25 is the source of this 3047-nucleotide messenger RNA. The record is from the annotation of a GenBank genome assembly. Lineage: Eukaryota; Dinophyceae; Syndiniales; Amoebophryaceae.
GGUUCUCGUUCUGCUGCGCGGACGACGCGCUGGUUUGUUCUUCUGGAACGAGAUCUAAUCUAUUUUUAACAACAUAUGACUAGCAGUUGCUGGUAGAGUUGUAAAAAAAAUUCAGCACUAUCCAGUAUGAUACUGCCCGCGGUGUUGAUGUUGCGUGUUUUUGCAUCGUGCUCGCUCGUCACUGGCGACCUUCACCUAGUCAGCGGCUUGCGAUCGGGACCGGAAAAAAAAUAUUCUAAGAAAUACAACAAAGUGCCCUACGUUACUCCGACCGAUCCACCAUGCACCUCUUUCUCGGAAACACUCUUUGCCAAAGCGUUGCCUGAAGACGUUUCAACAUAUUUAAGUGGUAGUUCACCGCUGAAAGAGAUUAAAAACGUGGAGAACAGGCGACUCACCAAAGCAGAUAUCGACAGCAGCACAAGCAGCUCCGGAGUUCUUCCUUUCACGAGCGAUACAACGGCCUCGUGUGCUCAUUACGACAGUGGCAUGCUAGAAGGCACAACUACGACAAGCAGAAAACACAACACUAGCACUAGUCAGGGAAUUUCCUAUUGUGGUGUACUUGUACCAAAACUGCAUGAAGGCAAAGAUAAAGAUCAAGCAGCGAUCGAAGAAGUUACUGGUGGUUCGUCGUUGCUGGUUGUUCCGAAAGUGGUGUUUCGCCACCUGGUUUCUGGCAAUGCGUAUGCAGAAAUCCCUAUCGCGUCUCGCAAAGGAGGAAGCCUGCGUGCUCUGUGGAGAUCAGCAAAGCCAGAGGAUCCUGUUCGACUAGGACUUUUGAUAUGUCCACUGACUAGUACAGAGCCGCCUGUUAUCAUAGCACUUUUCCAUUAAUUUCUCCGAUAUUCAGUUUCAGUGAAAACGAGACGUCAUUUUCAAGUAAUACUGGAUGGCGAAGAUGGAGGAGGACUUCUUUCCAGGGAGUACAAGGAACAAGUCAAUGUCACAAUGGUGAAGAAUGUCGUCAAAUCGUGUUAUUCAUUGACUCCUGAGCUAGACCUCUAAUUUGUAGAAUCUUUGCACCCCGUGGCUGUACUACUGCGCGUGGCGCGGCGUGUAAUCGACCCAUGCGACUUUAUCAUAGUGGUACGCAACAGCCCUUGGAUUUUGAUGAAGUGCUGAAGGGAGACUCUGAAGUCGGCGUCGUGGAUUUAACGCUUGCCGGCCAUGCAGAUCUGCCUUUGGCUCGACACUUGCGAACCCUGCGCUCGGAUCUUGAGGCGUACAUGAACAACGACGGCUCGCUUAAGCUUCCGCCUACAAGGCAAGAACGCCGGCAAUUACCACAAGGAAGCGGGGAUGAAGGUGGCCAGCACCAAGAUCAAGUUAUUCAGGACCAAGGUGGCUACCAAGAGCAAGUUAGUGACGAGCUCGAAGAUGGUGAUCUGCGUGAAACAAAUUUCUAUUUGGACGUGCUAGAAUGGAUUGCUCAUCUGCGGGACCAAAGUUCGGGUUUUUUUUACGCUUACCGCGCGGGAGCGGCAGGCCAGGACGCCCGCGAGGGGCAAAGACAACAAAAUCAACACCGCAGAGAACAGCAACAAGAGCAAAGUGAUAAUGAAGACGAAAAUGAUCAUGCUGGUCUUCCUAAGAGAAACAACGGAGACCACCAAGACCAACCACUACCGUUCAUGCUGUCUGCCGAGUCACAGGGCCUACUGCAAGUACAAGCGGAGGCGGUGCGGGAGGGCUGGGAGAUCCAGAUUGGUGAUCCUUACCUCUCCACACGACACGGACAACGGUAUGAUAUUCAUCCCUUCUGGCACCGCCGAAGACUGCAGACGCCACGAAGAAGUGGAGAACUAGAAGAGCAAGAGAAGACGACGAACCGAGGCAGUUGCAGCACAGGAGGAUACCCCGCAACAAGAACGUCAGCAAAGAGGGAUCAUAACGGUAGUACCGCUUCAUCCAGCGACCCUAGCUGCAGUGGACCAACGACGGCAAGGACUACAAUGAAUGCUACCAUAGCAGCCAUAAGAGACAGCCUUUUCUCCCACCAUUCCGCUCCGGUUCCAGGAGGGGGCGACUUCGUUAGCUUCUCAGGAUAUGACAUCAGCCCAGACCAUAAAACUCUUAGCGUAGUCCAAGAUGGGGAUCGGUGGGUGACAUACGAAUUUCAGCGGCCGAGCCGGCGACAGCGCCGCUUUUUGCCACCUCAACCACAGUUUGCUUGGAAGUGCACUCUUAUUACUGUAGAUCUAACCGGAAACGGAGCAAUUUUUGCUCUGUCACAGCGGCUUGGGACGUAGACGCUUGAGAUGCCACUCGUCAACAUCACAAGCGGAACUAAUUUAUGCUGAUGUCGACGGUUUGAAAAUAUUGAGAUGUCGAUGCAGUAAAAAUUGGUUCAAGGAGCGCAGUGGCUCCGUGACCGGAUUGAGUUGUUUUUAGAUUUUAGUGAAUGUGUAGAAAAGAAUCAUACAUAAUAUCCACAUAACCUUGCACAACAUGUGAAUGAUAUCCAUAUUAGCGCACUGUAGAUAGUGUCCUUUUCUGUGGUUGUGAGUUUAUUUGGUGAGCCGGUACCUCAUUGCGAAUAGACCUGUGCACGCAACCAUAGAGCUGAGCACUUACUGGAGGCGUUGCGCAGGGCUCCGGUGUGCCUUCGAAGGUGAGCCCGCUGGGGCUGACAGGAUCACGACAGCGCCGGCGCUUAGUUAGUAGUAGACAAGUACCUACCUGACUUUUCUUUUUUCGGUUUUUGUUUUUUCUAGUUAGGUCUGCUCCACCAACAUAUUAGCGUAUUGUUGUAACAGCCACAAUAUGAGAUUGCACGGUAUAUCAUUGUGUCGGCACAAGUAGAGGCAAGUUUAGAUGGGACUUAUGAUUCUACUUUGUGUUUUCUGCGAAAAGUCGAGCCCGGCAUCUCCGCCCAUCGUAGCAUAUGAGAUCAGUCUUUGUCGACCAGACUCCUGUGAGGUGAUGUCACGGGUCACAGAGUUUGGAUCGAAUCGACAGAGCUCGUUACAGUAUUUCAUGUCUGUGAGAAUGUCAGCUACUGUGGACACGUCCUCUCAAUGAGAGUUACAUUCGAGGAUCACUAU